Amphiprion ocellaris (clown anemonefish) is the source of this 2806-nucleotide messenger RNA. Its product is annotated as gap junction Cx32.2 protein-like. The transcript has 2 exons. Gene Ontology annotation, biological process: cell communication. Lineage: Eukaryota; Metazoa; Chordata; Actinopteri; Pomacentridae. Gene Ontology annotation, cellular component: connexin complex. The record is from RefSeq and is a predicted model, not a curated record. Bases 568 to 1314 code for a protein of 248 amino acids.
UGGAACAGUUUCCAUGAACGACAAAAUUAACGACAAAGACCAGAACAGUUUUAGUUCCAGAAAACAUGUUUACCGGCUGUCUCGUGAUCUUUCUGCUGGAGCUUCAAGUUCAUGUUUCUGCUGGAGCUUCAGGUGGAUGUUGGAGCAGCUUCAGGUUCAUGUCUCUGAAGCUUCAGCUGGUUCCUCUCUGUGAACCGUGUUUCUUUACCUGCCAGAAGUUGGUUAUUUGAUGAACAUUAUUUUAACUGGAGAAGAAGCGUUGAGGUUCCUGUAGAGACAGCUGAGUUGUGUUUUAUGGAGAUGUUCCGUUCAAACCAGUUGAGGAGAACUUAGCUGAACCUUUGACCGAGCAGCUGCUGGUCUGAUCUGGUUCUGGUGAAUAACUCCACUCCUCCAGACCGUCAGCGACCACACAACGUCACGUCCACAGCUCUGUGGGAGGGCCACAGUGGGAAGGUUUGGCAAUCAGUCUGAGUUAUAAGAGGGAAGUGAGAACAAGAGACUGCAGGACCGACUGCACCAGGCGUUACCGAGAUUGUGUCCUGGCUGUUCUCCUGGAGGUCCAUCAUGGGAGAGUGGUCCUUCCUGUCGGUUCUUCUGGAUAAGGUCCAGUCCCACUCCACGGUGGUGGGGAAGGUCUGGAUGAGUGUCUUGUUCCUCUUCAGGAUCUUCAUCCUGGCUGCUGGCGUGGAUAAGAUCUGGGGUGAUGAGCAGUCCAACAUGUACUGCAACACGCUGUCUCCCGGCUGUAAGAACAUGUGCUACGACCGCUCCUUCCCGCUGUCUCACACCCGGUUCUGGGUGCUGCAGAUCCUGGUGGUGUCCACGCCCACGCUGAUCUACCUGGGCCACGUCCUGCUGGUGAUCCGCCGGGAGAACAAGCUGAGGAGACGUCUGGAGCAGAAACGAGGGAAAAACGGGAUGAUCGUGGUUCCCAAGUAUUCGGACGAACACGGUAAGGUGCAGCUGAAGGGUGUCCUCCUGCUCAGCUACAUGGUCCAGCUGGUGUCCAAGGUUCUGCUGGAGGUGGCUUUCAUCGUGGGCCAGUACUUCCUGUACGGCUUCAUCCUCAUGCCCACUAAGAUCUCGUGCUCCCAGUACCCCUGUCGCUCUCUGGUGGACUGCUUCAUCACCAGACCCACGGAGAAAACCAUCUUCAUCAUCUUCAUGCUCUCCAUGGCUGUGCUCUCUGUGGUCCUGAAUGUGGUGGAGAUGUUCCACCUGUUGGUGUCCAAGGUGCAGGAGAAGAAGAGAAGGAGCAGCAGCUGUCUUUCCUCCAGAGAUCUACAGUCUGAACAAACUCAGUCCAUCUGAAGCCGUCACCGUCUGCUGAGGUUUCUCCACAUUCACCUCCAGCAGCCCUGCAAUGCAUUCUGGGAGCAUCUUGGUGGUGUAUCUCCAUGAAGCUGCAGCUCCAUGGUGGUUGUCAUGAAGCUGCAGCUCCAUGAAGCUGUAGCUCCAUGAUGUCCAUCAAGAUGCCCUCAGGAUCCUCUGAGGAACGUUCUUGUUUUAAUAAAUGAAGAUAGAAUCAGCAGCUUAUUUCUCACCUCAGAUAUUUGUAAAACUCUUUGGUUUAUUUUGGUUUUUAACAGUGAAAGUUCCCAAAUGGCCACCAUGAUGGUCCGUUGUUUGUCCAAUCAGGUAAAGCCAGGGUUGUUGUAGGGGGCGGAGCCUGUUGGAGAGCACCUGGGGAUCACCUGGUUAUGCUCUGAAAACAGCACUUGAUAAUAUUUCGUUCUUUACAUUCUUUGAAUGUUUUCUGAAUGUUGCAUGAAGAUAGUCUUUCCUCUGUGAUCACCUGGUGCAACGUUAGAAGAACAUUUCCUGAUGGUUCUUCAGCAACAUCCCAGAAAUGUCUUCAGAACGUUGCAGGUAAAAUGUUCUACUUCAGUUAAUAGAUCACACGAACGUUUUUAAUCAGUGCACUAAAGUUCCUUAAACAUUUCUGGAAUGUUGCUUUGAAAAUGUUCUUCUUUUGUUGUGAUGGAACAUAAUGUGUUGCCAUGGAAACGUCCUCUGACUGUCAGCAUUAGUUCACCUGUAACCUCACAGGAACGUUGCUGGAAACGACAGACAUCCUGAAAACAUUCUGUGAAAGUUAUAGUCAAACUUUACAACGUGAUUACUGCUAAUGUUGGCCAACGUUGUGGAAACGUUCCCUGUUAGCUGUUAGCUUGAUCUGUCACUGAGGUUCUGAGGUUCUAGCAGAGUUCUGACUCCCAUAUUUAUUAAAAUAUCACCAGCAGGAUUCACCUCUACAGAAUAACCAAUCAGCAGCCUGCUUUUAAUGUGUUACAUUCACCUGAAGUCACCUGAAUGAGUCUAGUUUCACAUGUAGAUUCUCUGCUUUCUGCUGUUAAACUCCAUCAGUCUAAUCUGUGAAUCACGUCUUUCUGCUGAUGUAAUAAAGUCUGAUAAUGAAGCUGUGGUUUCAGUUCCAUGUGGAGAGACGAGUUGAGACACAAACAGAUCAGCCGUCAUGUUGAAACUUCAGAAAAACACUGAAGUCGCAGGAAAAUCUGGAACUCUGAGUUCAGUUUGUUCACUUUUAGAGAGAAAAUCUCAGAAACACAGACGGAAGAAACGUUUCGCAAUCAGAAGGAUUUAAUGAAGGAAGUCACAGAGGAGAGGCAGAAAACACAGAAACAGCCUCUACAUGUGGACAGGUGAUUUCCUACAGGUAGAGAUUCUGUGUUAGAAUGAAACCUGAAGGUUCUUCUGUUUCUUAUUAUCAAACAGCUCCUGUUAGUGGAAGGCUGAGGGAAAACAGCAGAACAUUCAUAAAUAAAUCAAACUGUGAACAUUA